This is a messenger RNA of Actinia tenebrosa (Australian red waratah sea anemone), 2319 nucleotides long. RefSeq lists its product as uncharacterized. The record is from RefSeq and is a predicted model, not a curated record. NCBI's taxonomy places the organism in Eukaryota, Metazoa, Cnidaria, Anthozoa, Actiniaria, Actiniidae. Gene Ontology annotation, molecular function: snRNA binding; O-methyltransferase activity; RNA methyltransferase activity. Gene Ontology annotation, biological process: snRNA modification.
UGAAGGCAAGAUAAUUUGGUAUGGCGUUGGAGGACGUGGAAGAGAGUGAAGCUCCGACUAAAACUAACAAGACAGCUUUAUAAUACUCUAUUUUACCAGCUAAUAUUCUAAAAGUAGACACAAGAAACACUCCUUUACAGAUUUAUUAAGUAAUAUUGCCUAAUUGAGGGAGAGAAAGACACUUUUGGAGGUUUUGAGAGGAGCUUACGAGAGCCUGCAGUCGGGUCCAAUGGCCGCAACGUAAAGUCAACAUCGAAAGGUGGUCAGAAUUUCAAGAGAAAGUUGAGCUUUUUGGAAGCUUUUACUCAAGGUAUUAGAAGUUUAGGUUGACAAUUUCAGGUUUAACCGCUUAUCUGGGCUGUAUUGAGUAUAUUUGACUUGAAUAACUUGGCAUUUCUUUCAUCAUUGACGUGCAGUUUUGAGUGCUUUUACAGCGGUAGUCGUGCGAAUCUCAUUAAAUUUUCAUGAGCAGUACGUUCAAAGGAUUCAGAUAAACAAGACAUUAAACAUGGAUAAUAAGCAGAGCAGAGAGCAUUUAAACCCUUUAAGGAAGAAAAUGGUCAGUCCUCAGGGAAAUCGAAAAUGGCAAAAAAGUACCGGAAUUUCUUCCAAAGUCAAGGCAAAUAUGAAAGAGUUUCAUAAAUUCUCCCAGAAGGAUAAAAAAGAUACAAAUCUUAAAAAGAAACUCUGUGAAAUGAAAAAGGAUAAGAGUUUGAAGUAUCAUCUUGGUGGAAGUAGCUACGAUCCUCUUAACUUAUACAGUUUAAUAGACCGGGACCCUAUGUUAAAUACCCCUCAGGCGUCGCCACACCCCAUGCAUGGGGAUUCUCCCAUUGAGGUUUCCUGUCCUCAUGAUUAUAAAGAUCCAUUGAAUUUGAAGCGUUUUCCUGAAAAAGACGGGCCAACUCCUAAGAAAAAGAAAAAAAGAAAGCACAAAACUCGACAACAUGAUAUUGAGAACAAUGAACAAAAAGACCAAAAAUCAGAAAAUCAAGAAAUGGAAAAAAGUGAAAAACCAAAAGAAAGAAAAAAGAAAAAAGGAAAGAAAGUCAAAUGCAAUACAGAUGAAUUGGAAGUAAAAGGAGAAAAUAAAGGGGAGAUCAAAUCAGACGUUUUUGUAAAUUCUGAAGUUCAAAAAGCCGAAGUUGAUCAAAAUUGUAAGAAAGAUGAAGCAGCAGAUGAUGAGGAACCUCCAAGAAAAAAAGCGAAAAAAUGGAUAGACAAUUUGCAAGAUAAAAUAAGUGACGUAGAUACAAAAGAUCAACAGAAAAUUGGAGAAAAUACGGCCGCAAUGUCUGGUCAAGAUUCCAAAAUCAAGGAAAAUGAUCAAAGAACUCCAACGCCACCAAUCCAGAGAAAAGAAAAACAAAAUCUUAUAUUAAAGAAAAAAGAUUUUAAAAAGAGUCCAAAGCUAUUCAUCUAUGGAAACUAUAAUCGAUACUACAACUAUAGAAAUCCUCAAUCAUCAGUAGAUCCAAGAACAAAAUGUUUCCGGAAAGAAUGGUUCUACAAUAAAGAUGUGUUGGACAUUGGCUGUAAUGUUGGCAAUAUUACUUUUGAAGUUGCACGGCAGUUUGAACCACGGAUCAUCAUUGGAUCUGAUAUAGACAAUUCACUAAUAAAGAUGGCUAAGACAAAUGCACAAGUCUUUGCUUACCAGAAUCUGUCUAGUAAGUCUUCAAGUGGAAAAGAGUUUCCACUUUCUUUUGCUGUAACCAAUGGUCCUAUUGCUGCUCCUGUACUGCUCACCAAUGACAAAAGACAAGAAAAGCUUGAAUUCCCAAAGAAUGUCAUUUUCAAACAGGAAAACUAUGUACCUUUAAAUGAGAAAGGUCUUUCCAACCAGAGGCCCAUGUUUGAUACUAUCCUGUGUCUAAGUGUUACCAAGUGGGUACAUUUGAACUGGGGGGACCAAGGCAUUAAGCUGAUGUUCAAGAAGAUAUACAGGAAUCUACGUCCUGGCGGAAGACUGAUAUUAGAACCACAACCUUUUGCUUCUUAUAGUAAAAGAAAGAAACUUACAACAAAGAUCAGAGCUAAUUAUGACAGUAUCUGUUUUCGACCAGAGCAGUUUGUGGACUACCUUUUGUCAGAUGAGGUUGGAUUUGUUGCAUACGAAGUCUUAGAGGAACCACAGCAUGGUGCUCAAGGGUUCAGACGUCCAAUGUAUCUGUUUACAAAAGGAACAAAUAAAAUCCCUCAAGCUAAAGACAAGGCAGCUACUCCUAACUCCAGAUAGUACAGACAAAGAAUAGCGAUUGAAACUGAUGUUUAAUGUAGCAUUAUUGUAACAUUUCUGUAUUAUAUUUUUAAGUUGUU